AUGGCCACUGCUGGCUAUACUCGUCUUCAAUCCUAUACUUAUUGUGCUGUAUUCGCUUCCGGAGAAUUACCAUCGCCGAAAGCUAUGCUUGAGGCAACAGCUGAAGCUAAUAAUUUAGCUGCUAAAUCAACAUCAAAAGAAUUUUAUAUUCGUGCAAUGGAACAGCAUUGCGGUGGUGAUCGACCAUAUAUUCAUCCAAAUCAAUUAGAUAUUCUUCAUCAAGAAGUUCGUCGACAAGCUAUUGAAAAAUUUCGUUGUGCACGUAAAAUGGGUGGUGAAGAAAUGUCAUUAAGUUAUCAACAAGAUUUAGAAAAUGAAAUUCUCGAACUUUAUACUAAUUAUAGGAAACAUAAUGAUUCGAAAAAUGUGUUUGCAUUUAGUCGUACACCAACAACAUUUAUAUCAUCAAUGGUUAUAUGUUAUUUAGUAGCUGGUAUACUUGAUACAUUUUGGCUUGGUGGAAUUACUUUUAUAUUUAUGUUUACAUUUUGGGUUUGUUUUGUUUUAUUAUUUGUAUGGUUAUAUACAAAAUAUUCAGGUGAAUAUACUGAAAUUGGUGAAUAUAUCGAUUAUUUUGCUGAUGUUAUUUGGAAUAAUGCAUUUCAACCAGCCUAUUCAAAAUGUUUACAAUCUGCAAUGCGUUCUGUACUUGGACAUGCAAAAACUACUUAA
Molecule: messenger RNA, 672 nt
Organism: Rotaria sp. Silwood2
Lineage: Eukaryota; Metazoa; Rotifera; Eurotatoria; Philodinida; Philodinidae
Source: the annotation of a GenBank genome assembly